This is a messenger RNA of Darwinula stevensoni, 615 nucleotides long. The record is from the annotation of a GenBank genome assembly. NCBI's taxonomy places the organism in Eukaryota, Metazoa, Arthropoda, Ostracoda, Podocopida, Darwinulidae.
AUGGUCAAGGAACCUCCAAACCCUUCCGUUGCCUUGUUGCUUCGGGAUAUCUUUGAUGAACUUUCCAACAUGACAGAAAUCAACAAUGGGAAACCGAUCCUUCACACGCUUCAUCCAGGAUACGACAUCGCCUUGAAAGAACAUAAGAAAUCCUUCAAAGAGCGCAGGGGUUUCGCACUUGAUCUUCAAGUGCUUUGCAAGACUUUGGCACUUCCGUUCCGGGUUUCGAUCAAGAAGCUGUUUGACAUGCUUUCAAAGAGCAGGAUCCUUGAAGACACUGGGAUGGCCACUUCUGGGUUGAUCCUGAGUUGUACCAAGUCCCUUGUAGUGGGCAAUGGCUUUGUACACGGUGGAUCGUGGCAUUUUCAGCUCCUUGAUGAUCUUUACAGGGAUGGUCAUUGGAGUGAAGAUGCCACUGAUUUAUUUGAGGAACUUUCGAAAUGUGCAAGAUGGCAAGUAGUAAUGGGAAAGAUUCAGGGAUAUACACAACUGCCAGCUCACCCCCCCCUACAUCCCACUCCUUACCGUGUUCCAUUACUUCAACUUGUGGAUACAAGCACAGAAAAGAUCAUACACCGAGGACCUCUUGUCCUCAACGUCUACUCAGACAACUAA